Messenger RNA from Plasmopara halstedii, 2478 nucleotides. Its product is annotated as Tub family proteins. The record is from RefSeq and is a predicted model, not a curated record. The transcript is spliced from 8 exons. Lineage: Eukaryota; Oomycota; Peronosporomycetes; Peronosporales; Peronosporaceae. The coding region runs from base 1 to 2478 and encodes 825 amino acids.
AUGGUCGACGAAACGCCUUCAUCUCUUUGCCGUUACGGUCAGGGGUCUAGUCGAAAGGACGGUACGGGUACUGCUAGUAUGGCUAACGAGAAGGAGUCAAAAGAGUGCAAGGAUGCAUACACGGACAUGAUCUCAACCCCUCGAAUCAAUAAAGUUCCAUUGAAAAUGGCUCCACCUGCAUAUGCUCCAGAAUCAAAGAUGGCGGCUCCAGGUGGAGAUCCCACGACUAGAAAGAAAGCUUUACCUCCUCCUUCAAAUCCUCCACCAAAGUCAGGAAAUUCCGCUGCAGCGUUUCGUUCGAAAUCGUCGUUAACACCACCAAUUGGACCUCCUCCUAGCACAGGAGCUCCAAGUGCAUCUGUUGCAAAAAUUCGAAGUGCUGCUCGACCGCAUAUGAGUGGCGUACAACCAGGUGGAAUAGAGGCAAAGACUGGACCUUCAAAUGGAGCACAAUUGAAACCGAUGGGUCCACCAUCAACUCCACCAAUGAUAACUAAGUCAAAUGCAGGAGGUGCAUCACAAGCGAUUGCACCACCAAAAGCAGCAUUAAACGCAAUCAACACAGCACGUAAUCUAAACAGCGAAAAGAAAGGAGAUGUAACAGAUACCCCAGCAGAAGCUUUUAAUUCCAAACAAUCCCUACCUUUACCAAGUAAAAGCUUCUCAGAAUCAAAGGUACCACCCAGAUCAGCUCCAUUCGAUAUUCUAGCAAAUGACUCGCCUCUUAAUACAAAGACUAUCGAAUCAUCGGCUGCUAUUCUAAAGCCUUCGACUUUGAAUCAACGUGAACUCUCAACCGUAUUAGCGACACCUGUUUUAAAAAGUGGAGGGAAUGUUAUAGAGGAUACCACGAUGGCAAAUCGUCAUGGAUCAGGAACGAUAACCUCGUUGGCUUUGGAAAAAGAGAACGCGAGUGUUUUUACGACUAAAAUGGGAAAAGCUGCUCAAUUUAGCGGUCAACUACGUUUGAAUGUUCCUGAAGAAGAAUUUAUUGUUGUGAAAAAGCGAGAGUCCAAAAGUGUUGAAGCUGAGACGACGAGAAACUCUGGAUCGACGAUCCGAUCGAUCGCAAAUUUUGACGAUACAUUUGAUGAUGUCGAAGAAAUUCCAUUUCUCGAAGAUGAUGAUUUUAAUGCUCAACAGAAUGAAGCAAAGUAUUCUGAGCAUGACGACGAUCCUGAAAUUUCGAUUGAACACUCCCGUCGAUUUUCAAAAACAUCACAAGAUUCUACAAACGAGCACAACGACGACGAUAGCGAUACGACUGUACAAAGAAAUGUGUCGAACGAAGAUUUGUACGAUGACUUGCGUAGGACGAAGCAUCGGUCUCAGUCAUCUCAAGGUCAUGAGUACAGUGGAAGUGAGCACGAUGAGCAAGAAACUCGUGACUCUCGCUCGUCUGCAUAUGAUAAAAGGGAAGAAAUAUCGAACGAGGGAAGCCACGACGAGUUUCGAAAAGCACGAGAUCGCGACAAAACACGUGAAAAGCGCAAGGAAAAGCGUCGUAGUAAACAAGAUGGACCAAAGAAAGUUCAAGCUCAAUUCUUUAACCCGAAAAAUGCACCACACAUUCCGGAUCAUUUACUUGAAUUUAUCAAACGCCCACUUGAAUGUGGUCGUGGACAAAUUGUCAAGUGUUUUAUCGAAAGAAAUGACAGUGGACCAAACAAACUUGCACCUAUCUACACCCUUUUGCUCGAAGUCAAUAGCUCUAGUGGUCGUCCAAUUCUAUACGCAAGGAAAAAUGCUACCAGUCGUAUCACAUCGCACUACGUGAUCUCGAUGAAUAAGGAUGAUUUGAUUUUGUCUCGAAAGAUGCGAAGUCAUCAAUACGUUGGUAAGUUACGGUCAUCUACGAAUAUGAUGGAGUACACAUUGUACGACCAAGGGGACAAUCCGGAAGAUUUGGAUUCUGAUUGUGAAGUUGAUGACGAACUUCGACAAAGCAUUCGUGCAGAAUUGGCGAUGAUUCGGUAUCAUUAUUCGAAAAAACCUUAUCCACGAAAAAUGGAAGUAGUGAUCCCUGCAAUGGAAGAUAAUGGUCAAAGUUAUUUAGAGUGGCGACCAUUAUCCCGUGAUCAAAUGAUGGAAGAACAUGUACGCACGAUUGCAUCAGCUGGUGGUCAAAAUGUUAUCGAUGCCUCAAAUUUCAUCUUCCUUCAUAAGCGGGAGACCAAGUACGACCCUCUUUCAUCAUGUAUUGUCGAUUUUCGUAGUCGAGCAACUUGUGUCUCUGUGAAAAACUUUCAAUUGGUUCACUCGGAGCCAACGAAUGAGGAAUAUAAUGCUCAGUAUCGUCAUUUGUACCCAGAGUAUGUCUAUGAAGACCAAGGUACAAUUUCAUUGCCUCAAGAAUUUGUCUUGCUGCAGCUUGGAAAAGUUGGUAAAGAUUGUUUCAAUAUGGACUUUCAAUACCCUUUAUCCAUGUUACAAGCUUUUGCUAUCAGCCUUAGUCGUUUUGAUACAAAACAACGAUAA